GGAUUGACCAAUGAGCGCGGACGUAGUUCACAGCAAAGAUGGCGUCCUAUCUAUUGUGAAGUGGAGAAGCUACAAACAAAUAUCUUUUAUUUUUUGAAAAACUGAAAAAGUCAGGAUGAAGGUGGUCAAUCUGAAGCAAGCCAUUCUACAGGCUUGGAAAGAACGAUGGAGUGACUACCAGUGGGCCAUUAACAUCAAGAAAAACUUCCCAAAGGGAGCGACAUGGGACUAUCUUAACCUUGCAGAGGCCCUGAUGGAGCAGGCGAUGAUUGGUCCUUCUCCCAACCCUCUUAUUUUGUCUUACCUCAAAUAUGCUAUAAGUUCCCAGAUGGUGUCUUAUUCCAGUGUGCUCACAGCUCUCAGCAAGUUUGAUGAUUUUUCUCGGGAGCUGUGUGUAAAAUCACUGCUGGAGAUAAUGGACAUGUUUUGCCAUCGUCUCAGCUGUCACGGGAAAGCAGAGGAAUGCAUUGGGUUGUGUCGGGCUCUGCUCGGAGUGGUAGUGUGGCUGCUGCAGGGCUGUGCCUGGUACUGUGAAAGGCUCAGAGAACUGGGUUCAUCAGCCAGCACAGAGGCCAGUCUCAGAGCCUGCCAGGAGAGGCUUUAUAAUUUGAUGAACAGCACCAAGAACAGGGCCCUGGUCCACAUCGCUCGGUUGGAGGAACAAGGUGGUGGGUGUUCCUGGAGCAACGUCGAGCAAUCAGUGCUGAAAGUGACAGAUGCCCUUGGCAGUGUACCUAACCAGACACUGAGAACAAAAUUAGAGGAGAGCGUGUCACUAGUAAAAAGUAUUCCCAUGAUGCUGUCUGAGCAGAGUGAGCCUAAGUUCCAUGCCUCCUUUCCAUCAGUCCAUGCCUUCAUUAUGCUGGAAGGGACCAUGAAUCUGACCGGGGAGACACAGCCCCUGGUGGAGCAGCUGAUGAUGAUCAAGAGAAUGCAGCGAAUCCCUGCGCCUCUUUUUGUCUUGGAGAUCUGGAAGGCCUGCUUCACUGGCCUCAUCGAGUCACCAGAGGGCACAGAGGAGCUCAAAUGGACUGCUUUCACAUUCCUCAAGAUCCCACAAGUUCUUCUGCGACUAAAGAAGUAUCCUCAGGGUGACAAAGGACAGGACUUCAUGGAGGAUGUGAAUAUUGCAUUUCAGUACUUACUCAAGCUCACACCAUUACUGGACAAAGCUGAUCAGAGAUGCAAUUGUGACUGCCUUGGCAUGCUCCUGCAGGAGUGUAACAAGCUUGGUCUGCUGUCGGAUCCAAAUACAACCUGUCUCACUUCAAAACGGGAGUUCGCCCCAAGGUUAAAGACAGCAGAAAAUGCUAACAUCCAGCCUAACCCGGGUCUCAUCCUGCGAGCUGAGCCUACUGUCACUAAUAUUCUCAAGACAGUAGAUGCAGAUCACUCCAAGUCGCCCGAGGGCCUUUUGGGCGUCCUGGGACACAUGUUGUCUGGAAAGAGCCUCGAUCUGCUCUUGGCAGCAGCAGCAGCCACUGGGAAACUCAAAUCCUUUGCCCGGAAGUUCAUUAAGCUUAACGAGUUUCCGAAACACAUCAGCGGCGAAGGAUCCAAGUCGGCGUCAGUACGAGCCCUGCUCUUCGACAUCUCCUUCCUCAUGCUCUGCCAUGUGGUGCAGACAUAUGGUUCGGAGGUUAGUUCAUGGCAAUACUAUAUAAUGAUGAUCAUGGCAAGAGUAUUUAUUCUAUGUAGAUAUUUCGGCAAAUCGGCCUGCUCUUUCAUGGUGAUCCUGUCAGACCCCAGCCCUUCAGGGGAGACGCCCUUCUUUGAAACAUGGCUACAAACAUGUAUGCCUGAAGAGGGCAAGACUCUGAACCCAGACCACCCCUGCUUCAGACCAGAGCCUGGUAAAGUGGAGAGCCUGGUCACCCUGCUGAACAACGCCUCAGAAAUGAAGCUAGUUCAGGUGAAAUGGCAUGAAAUCUGCCUGAGCACACCAGCAGCCAUCUUGGAAGUUCUGAAUGCGUGGGAGAAUGGCGUUCUCUCUGUGGAGGCAGUGCAGAAGAUCACUGACAAUAUCAAGGGGAAAGUGUGCAGUAUGGCAAUCUGUGCGGUGGCCUGGCUGGUGGCCCACGUCAGGAUGCUGGGGAGGGAUGAGCGUGAGAAGCCCCAGACUAUGAUCCGGCAGCUUGUGACCCCGCUAUACGGGGAGAACACUCUGCAGUUUUACAAUGAACGCGUGAUCAUUAUGAGUUCCAUCAUGGAGCACAUGUGUGCUGACGUCUUUCAACAAACUGCCGCGACCCUGCGCCCCCCAAUGGAGGGCCAGGAGCCGAUCCCCUACCGCAACCUGCUGCCGGCCAAAGACCCCAUCCACGUGGCCCUCAGCAAGCAGUUCCAGACGGUGCUGCGCAAAGGCUGGGUGGACAGCCGGGCUCUGCAUCUGUUUGAGAGUCUUCUCAACAUGGGAGGGGUCUUCUGGUUCACUAACAAUUUGGUCAAGGAGCUGCUGAAGGAGACUCGACAGGAGUGGGCCGAUCGCGUAGUGGAGUUACUCUACAGCAUCUUCUGCCUGGACACUCAGCAGAUCACCCUCACCCUGCUGGGCACCAUACUGCCCGACCUGCUCACAGACUCUGCCCACUGGCACAGCCUGGCAGACCCACCUGGAAAGGCGCUGGCCAAGUUGUCUGUGUGGUGCGCACUCAGCUCUUACUCCUCUCACCACAAAGGCUCGUUCUCGGCUCGUCAACGCAAAAGGCAGCGCGAAGAUAUUGAGGACUACAACAGCCUAUUUCCCUUGGAUGACACUCAACCGUCUAAACUCAUGCGUCUGCUCAGCUCCAAUGAGGAUGAGCCUGCUGCCCUUUCCAGUCCAGGAGACCGAUCUAUGAGCAGUUCCCUCUCUGCCUCCCAGCUCCACACUGUCAACAUGAGGGACCCUUUAAACCGAGUCCUGGCCAACCUGUUCCUCCUCAUUUCCUCUGUCCUGGGCUCCAAGAUGGCGGGACCUCACACCCAGUUUGUACAGAGUUUUAUGGAGGAGUGCGUCGACUGCCUUGAGCAGGGAAGUCGCGGAAGCAUUCUGCAGUUCAUGCCUUUUACAAUGGUUUCUGAGCUGGUGAAGCUGCCUGCUCUGGCCAAACCUAGAGUUGUCCUGGCCAUCACUGACCUGACUCUGCCACUGGGGAGGAGAGUAGCGGCCAAAGCCAUCUCCGCCUUGUAAGCAGUGGGUUUAAAUUUACAUCGGCACCAAAUCAACCUUCCCCCACCCCAAGUGGGUGAAAUAUAGCUGUGGAUCAUCCAUUUAAAGGGAUUAUAACCAUGUUUAUGUGAACACUGUUUUGCUAUUGUGUUUUUUUAAUUCUUUUUCACACUUAAAGAAAUGUGUAAAUAAGUAAAAAAAAGAAAAAAAGA
Cyclopterus lumpus (lumpfish) is the source of this 3363-nucleotide messenger RNA. RefSeq names its product mediator complex subunit 24 (gene med24). The record is from RefSeq and is a predicted model, not a curated record. Gene Ontology annotation, cellular component: mediator complex. Gene Ontology annotation, molecular function: transcription coregulator activity. Bases 116 to 3172 code for a protein of 1018 amino acids. The transcript has 26 exons. NCBI's taxonomy places the organism in Eukaryota, Metazoa, Chordata, Actinopteri, Perciformes, Cyclopteridae.